This is a messenger RNA of Haemonchus placei, 564 nucleotides long. The record is from the annotation of a GenBank genome assembly. Lineage: Eukaryota; Metazoa; Nematoda; Chromadorea; Rhabditida; Trichostrongylidae.
AUGACGGGAUACACCCUGGAUCGUUUCCCUGGCUCAUUUGUGUUCAUAGGAUUCGGUAUGGUAGCUCAAUUUGAGUCGGCCGUCGACUUGAUCACACAGAAACUACAACCGCUUACUGAUCAAAUGUACGAUAAAGACAGAUUCGUGGAGAAAAUACUGUCUGUAGCUGAAGAAAAGACGGCUAUUAAGAGAGAGAAGCUGGUCUACGGAACGAUUCUUUUUCUCUCCAUCUACGUAAUCAUAAGCGCUCUGGCACAGAUCAUAUCCAAUGUCGUUGGUUUCCUCUACCCAGCUUGGCGAUCGAUCAAGGCCGUUCGCUCCUCCGUCAAAGAGGACGACACCCAAUGGUUGAUCUAUUGGAUUGUAUUUGCUACAUUUUCUAUCAUAGAUUUCUCCACGUUCUCGACAAUUCCCUUCUACUGGUUGUUCAAGAUAGCAUUUCUCAUGUAUUUAUAUCUACCUAUGUUCAAUGGCGCCACUGUUAUUUACAAAAAUUUCAUUGAUCCAGCGUGCACAGUAAUCGAGUCCUAUUUUCGUCCAAAUGAACCAAAGAAAACGAACUGA